This is a messenger RNA of Puccinia graminis f. sp. tritici CRL 75-36-700-3, 2071 nucleotides long. RefSeq lists its product as uncharacterized. Lineage: Eukaryota; Fungi; Basidiomycota; Pucciniomycetes; Pucciniales; Pucciniaceae. The record is from RefSeq and is a predicted model, not a curated record. The transcript is spliced from 3 exons. Bases 95 to 2071 code for a protein of 658 amino acids.
CGGCUGGCACGGGGAGGACUCCCAUAGAGGGAAAAGGUCGUUCAACUAUUUACUUCAGUAUCUUCAAGUGAGGUGAUACUUUCUCUACAUACUCAUGUCAAGCCAGAUGGAGAGAGGCUAUCACUCCUGGUCGGAUGAGCAAAAAGUCAAACUGCUCGAGUCGAUUAUUGAGCAAAUCGAUAAAGGACGGGCGUUUCGGAAUAUCGCUGACGGGAACUUGAACAUCCAAGGAUGGACGGCCGUCCGGAAGCAGCUCAACAACUCAUUCGAUCUGGAUCUCACCGACAGACAGAUCAAGCACCAGAAGGGCUCCAUCCAAACUGCCUUCUUUGAUUACCAGUUUCUAAGGGGCCAGCAAGGGUUUGGUUGGGACGAUGAAACCCACACACUCACGGCCGAUCAGAAGACUUGGAAUCAACUCACCCGAAUCAAUCCAAGAAACAGUCUCGCCAAACUGAAGAACAAGCCAUUCAAAAUCUAUCAUCUCGCCGAUCGAAUCUUCAACCCAAGGAAAAUCGCUCAAAGUCCGAUCAAGCAAGAUGAUACUGUCGUCAAGAGAGAAGAAGUCAACCCGAAGAAGCGCACCUCUUCCUCCAUCCACAAUGAUGAAGAUAGCGAUAUCGAAAUCCUUGAUAGCCGACCCGAACAGGCUCCCACACCUGCGAAACGUCCUCGAGAAGGAGAAUCACUUGCAAGCAGAACGCCUAAUACUCGAUCAAAAGAACGGGAUCCUCCCUCUGGCUCUGAUACCUCUCUCAAAGACCCGUCUACCAAACCAUCUGAGUCAAGGGAGGACCAGAUGAUGCUUGACGCUAUGUAUAAAGCAUUUGAAGAGGACGACUUCACCCCUACUCCCAAUGGCACUUCCGGCACCCGAUCUCAAAAAGAAGGCGGUCCAGCGCACGCUUCAACUCCUCUGAAAGAGCUACCUGCCGCCCGUCCUCAAGAAGGAGACUCAUCAUCUAAUGUCACGAAGAGGACCGAUCAAUUGACAGGACCUAUUAAUGAAACAACGGAGAAGGAAAAAUCCCUUGCUAGUCGUGAUCCCAGUAUCCGAUCUCAAAAAGAUGAUGAUGGCCCGUUUCACUCUUCGACUACUCCAAUGGAUUCGCCUACUGUUUGUCCUCGAGAAGCAGAAACAUCCGCUGCCGCAGAAUCAUUGUCCGAUGUUGCAAAGAGUACCAAUCAAUCGAUACGUCCUAUUAACAGCACAACGGAGCAGGAAAAAUCCCCUUCCUGCGGGAUUUCUAGUACUCGAUCUCAACAAGAAGAUGGUCCAGUUCACUCUUUGACUCCUCCAAAAGAUCCACCUAUGGUUUGCCCCCGAGAAGGAGGAACCUCAGCGGUCGUAAAUCCAAUGUCCAACGUCACAAAGAGUACCGAUCAAUUGAUAGGUCCUAUCAACAGUGUAACGGAGGGGGAAAAAUCACUUGCCUGCGGAAUCCCCAGUACUCAGUCUCAAAAAGAAGAUGGUCCAGUUCACUCUUCGACUCCUCCAAAAGAUCCACCUAUGGUUUGCCCUCGAGAAGGAGAAAUGUCAGCGGUCGUAAAUCCAAUGUCCCACGUCACAAAGAGUACCGAUCAAUUGAUAGGUCCUAUCAACAGAGUAACGGAGGAGGAAAAAACCCUUCCCUGCGGGAUUUCUAGUACUCGAUCUCAAAAAGAAGAUGGUCCAGCGACUCCUCCGAAAGAUUCACAUACUAUCUGUCCUGGAAAAGGAGAAACGCCAGCCGUCUCCGCGAAUUGCACCAAACAGUUCAAGCGCUCAGAUAGUAAGGGGGCGACAGAAGAGGACAGAUCCCUUUUAAAUAGGAUUUUGGGUUGUCAGUCUCGAAAAGAAGAAGAAGAUCCGACUGACUCUAUGGCACCUCUCCUGCAACAUUCAAUCUCCACCAAAGCUCUCAAAUCUCUUGCAGAGCUUUUCAUGAACGAAAUCGAUGAGAAUGACUACAUUCGCUUCGUUCGUGUCCUCGAAAAUGAAAAGAAGGCCACCACUUUCUUGGCCUUAGUCCAUACCUCUUCCAAAAGAAUUUGCAACUUGUGGCUUGAUCUAGAAGCUCCCGGUCUUUAG